UUUUUCCUCAAAAGUGUGGGUGUUUUUCAUGAAAGUAUAUACGCCCCAUAUAUAAAUAAGCAUUUUUAAAGGACUUGAUGUGCGGUUGCUGCUGCUGCGCCAUUUUCUCUGUUCUGCUUGACAGUCGCGAAACUACGUCAACAUGCCGAAAAAACGCCGGUUUGGAAAGCUGAUUGAUCUCCUGGAUGAAGUUGAUGAGAGUGGCGAGAGUCCGGCCACUGUCUUCCUGUGUCCUCCUAACGUGCGUGAGGACAGCGACGCCGACUCGGGAGACGAGGACGGAGGCGGUACCAUCGACAACCUCAACCGCAACCUGCUGCAAGCAGAUGCUGAACUCGUCGGCCAAGAGGACGGUUCUGACGACGAAGCUGCUGAAUCGGUCGCCCCAACCAGCCACAGGUGGGGCAAACGAGAGGUCGCUUCAUUUCUGAAGGAGCGAGAGGAAGCUUGCCCAUACCCACAGGUGAACUUUUCGAACAAGACACCCGUUGAAGUACUGAGCUUCUUCUUGGAUGACGAGUUCUAUGCGCAACUCCUUCAGGAGACACGCCGAUAUAUCCAGUGGAGAGGGAAGAAUGUCCAGGAGCCCUCCAUCGCCGAGCUGAAGGCUGUCAUGGCGAUCCUGUACUUCUCGGGAUACCACAACGUGCCGAACCGCCGGGCCUUCUGGUCGACAGACCCUGACCUGCACGUGGAAUUCGUCUCCCGGAUCAUCUCGAGGAACCGCUUUGACGACAUCCUUUCGGUCCUCCACUUCGCUGACAACCAGCGUCUCGACCCCAGUGACAAGAUGGCCAAGCUGCGACCUCUCUUCAACAGCAUGCAAGACAAGUUCUUGCGAGCUUUUCAGAGACCGCCAUCUUCCACAGAACUGGACGUGGAUGAGAGCAUGAUUCCCUACUAUGGCCGUCACGGGUGCAAACAGUUCCUGAGAGGGAAGCCCAUACGGUUUGGGUUCAAGGCGUGGUGCCUUAACAGCCCAGAUGGGUAUCUACUGACCUUCGAAGUGUACCAAGGUGCCAGCGGAACUGCUCAGCGUCCAGACUAUGAGGCCGCCUUCGGGAAAUGUGGAUCAGCAGUGAAGAUCCUCAUAGACAGAAUGCCGAAGGAGAUGCGCAUGGACGCACUGCACAUCUUUACGGACAACCUCUUCACCAGCCUUCCUCUGAUGAUGGCGCUGAAGGAGGAGGGAAUCGGGCACACGGGAACCAUCCGCCAGAACCGCCUCCGAGGAUGUCCGCUGAGCUCGGUGGCAGCGAUGAAGAAGGCUCCCAGGGGAGACACCUCUGUCGCCGUGGAAACGAAGCAGGGCAUCAACCUCGUCAGGUGGAAGGAUAACAGCGUGGUGACCGUAGCAUCUACGGUAAGCUCGUCCCGAACUGUGGCUGAAGUUCAAAGAUGGUCGCGACGAGAGAAGAAGAGGAUCAAGGUAGCUCAGCCACAGAUGAUUCAGGACUACAACUGCGCCAUGGGCGGUACCGACCGCAUGGACCAGAACAUCGGCGCGUACCGCAUCGCGAUCCGACAGAAGAAGUUCUGGUGGUGCAUCUUCUGCUGGCUUCUGGGGGCCGCGAUGCAGAACGCCUGGCUGCUCUACCGUCAGCAUCAUCCAGGCGAGAAUCAGAUCAACUUCAUCCGAGCCAUCGUCCGGUAUCACCUGGCAGAGACGACGAAGCCACCAUCUGGACGUCCAAGUUCCGCGUCGAGUCAGCAUCGCGUCCCAGCCAGCAUCCGCUACGAUGGUAUCAACCACCUGGUCGUUCCUCUUGCCAAGCAGGGAACGUGUGCAAACAAGGAGGGAAAGUGCAAGAGCCACCCGAAGACCGCCUGUCGCAAGUGCCAGGUGCCGCUGUGCGUGGCGUGCUUCGUGCCGUUCCAUGCGACCUGAGAGUAAGAACAUGCUGUACACCAUGGGGAAAUUUGGGCUAGUUGGGCCAACACUGUUGGAUACGGUGAGAUGGGUGAAAGUUUGCAAGCGCCGUCUAGAUCCCGGAGGGAUGUUUUGUUUUCAGCGUUUGCUGUAAGCUGUGUCACUGUCCAAUGCACUUCGAUGUUUGUGAGUCAGGUAGUGCAUUGACUCAUCAUCGUAAUUGAUUGUUGACCGCUGACACUAUCAAUCAUCACGAUCAUUCGCCUGAUCUCAUAAUAUGUUCACAUGUUGGUAGUGGCAAGUGCCUAUCAGCAUACACAUCUAAGAAUAUACAUUGGUUCUCAAAAGUUUCUUUUGAAUUGCGCUUUGUGGCAAUAUUUCGACUACCCAGGUGCCCAUAGCCAUAUAUUUAUUGACCCCCCUGGCGACAAAUUGGGGGGGAUAAAAAACAAGAAAAUCAUCCUAAGCUAAUACACUCGAUAAAGAAGCUAGUAUUUUGUGCAAAAAAGUUUGAAAUUUUGACUAAAAAUAAGUUGGGCACUAAUGGGUUAAUUUAUUGGGCGUGAAGGUAUCUAACAACCCGAAUAUUAACAUUUCAGAAAUAAAUUAUAAUGAGAAAUUUGUCAUAAUGAAGGAUAAACUAGCGCCAUGGAUAGGUCGCGGUCUUACUCCAUACGGGCGCGUUCACCUUUUGAAAACCGAAUUGAUAUCUCAGCUGGUUUAUGUUAUGACAGUGCUUCCAGCUCCUCCAAAACCAUUUAUAAAAGAAGUAGAAAAGCUCAUGUUCAAAUUCAUAUGGGGCGGAAAGAAAGAUAAAGUCAAACGUAUGACAUUAAAAAGUAAAUAUAAAGGUGGCGGUCUAAAGGUGCCAGACUUAGCACUUCAGGCACAGAGUUUAAAGGUUACCUGGAUAAAAAGACUCCUAGAUAAAAGCCACGAUGCUAAGUGGAAAGGCCUGGUGACCCCAAUGUUUUUUCUAAAUGACGACAUAGCGCUGUUUCAUUGCAAUACAAAUGCAAAGUACAUAAAAAACACGGUAAAGAAUACUUUUUGGGAGGAAACGUGCAUUGCAUGGAAUAACAUUAACGGAGCGAAUCUUAGUGCCACAGAUCAAUUGCAAAAUAGCAUAUUAUGGGCGAACAAAGAUUUGAACAUAGAAAGCAAUGCCAAUAUCAACAGAAAACAUCUAAUAGAAAAAGGUAUCAUUAGACUAGCAGAUAUAUGUAACUUACGAAAGAAAGAAUUGAUGACAGUCAAUGAAAUUUCACAAAAAUUUGGCGUGCACCCAAUGGUUUCAGCGGCAAUAAAAAACGCAGUGCCAACCGCUUGGAGCAAUAAAAUACGAAACCUUCAGAGAAGUGUCAAUACAACAUCUAUAGAACAGUUGCAAAAUUCAUCUAAACCAGCAAGAUGGGCAUACUCCAAGUUAUUAGAACAAGUAUUAGAUACUACUCGGGGUGAAAAAUCGCACACAAAGUGGGAAACAGAGCUUGAAGGUGGAAGGCGGCUGAAUUGGCCUGCUAUUUACGCACGAUUGCAUUACGCUGUUGAAGAUGUUAAUCUAAAAUGGUUUAAUUACAGAUGCAUAAAAAGAAUUUUACCAACAAACAAACUUCUUUUUACUUGUAACAUCAAAGACACGGAUCGAUGUACGUACUGUCACCAGGUGGAAACAAUUGGACAUUUAUUCUGGCAUUGCCACCGAGUAAGGGCUUUUUGGAGCAGUAUUGGUGAGUUAUUCAACGGGCGCAAUAUUACAUACAAAGCCGUAGUCACCGGUUUUGAGCACAACGAUUCCGCGGUCUGCAAGCGCAUCAAUACUAUUCUUUCAUUGGGAAAACAGUUUAUAUGGUAUAAGAGGGAAUGCAAUAGUCACUUAUCUGAGCCCACAUUCGUCACUUACCUGUACAACUAUCUUAAAGUAGAAAGGUAUGCUUAUAAAAUAAAUGAUCGAGAAACGCAAUUCAACGAUACCUGGGGCUCGUUGUUUUGCGCUUUAGCGGAGCGUGUAGAAAGGUAACCGCCUUAG
Messenger RNA from Amphibalanus amphitrite, 3899 nucleotides. Its product is annotated as piggyBac transposable element-derived protein 3-like. Bases 143 to 1888 code for a protein of 581 amino acids. The record is from RefSeq and is a predicted model, not a curated record. Gene Ontology annotation, molecular function: sequence-specific DNA binding. The transcript has 2 exons. Lineage: Eukaryota; Metazoa; Arthropoda; Thecostraca; Balanomorpha; Balanidae.